Oncorhynchus nerka (sockeye salmon) is the source of this 3015-nucleotide messenger RNA. Its product is annotated as otolith matrix protein OMM-64-like. The transcript has 19 exons. NCBI's taxonomy places the organism in Eukaryota, Metazoa, Chordata, Actinopteri, Salmoniformes, Salmonidae. The record is from RefSeq and is a predicted model, not a curated record. The coding region runs from base 97 to 2166 and encodes 689 amino acids.
UAAAACCUCUUGGGCUCCCUCCAGCCAGACUGUAGACCUACUGGAAACUAUAGAGACACCUGAGUUUCGCCCCACUGGCUAAACUAUCCCGUCACAAUGCUGUCACGAACGUUGUUUGUUACUUUGAUCUUUGCUUUGGCUGGUCUUGCUCUCUCAGCCCCCAUUACUGGUGCCAAAGAUGGCGAAGGCCCCACUGGCAGCCCGGUAGUUGCAGCAGCAGCUGGAGACUCUGUAGGGACCACAGAUGGGACUGACUCUAGUAAAGAGCUGGCUGGAGAUGUGAGUAGCAGUGAUACAUCCACAGACACAAGCAAUGGAGAUACCAGCGUGGAAACCACAGGCAGUCCUGAUGCCCCUGAUGCCCCAGAUGCAGCUGAAGCAGCAGGCAGCCAAGAUACAACUGAUGCAGCUGAAUCAGCAGAUGUGGAUAAGUCUCCAGAAGAUGACUCCACAGAGUCUCCAGAAAGUGAUUCCACAGAGUCUCCUGACAGUGACUCCACAGAGUCUCCUGACAGUGACUCCACAGAUGAAGUGUUGACAGAUGUGCAAGCUGACUCUGACGUGACCAGUGAUGACACGGAGCAGGCCAUGGAGACAGACAAAGAUGACGACAAGAGUGACUCAGCUCAAGAGGAUGCAGAUGGGAAGGAUACUGCAGGUGAAGAAGAAAUGUUAGAUAAUGACUCUGCAGAUGCUGCCACAGACAAAGACGAUAGUGAUGAAGAUAAGGACAUUGAACUAGAUGGUAAGGCUCCUGCAGAAGAGAAGGACAGCGCAGAAGACACAGAGACAGAGGAAGCGACGGACAGCGACAGCAAACAAGACGACGCAGACUCAGACACUAAGGAUGACAAGCCAGACAAAGACGACAAGAAAGACAGCACAGAUGACAGCAAAGACAGCGACAGCUCAGACGACCGCAAAGACAGCAGCGAAGAAGAGGCCCAGGUUCCGGAGGAGGAACCAGAGCACCAGGAAAUAGAAGAAAUGGACAGAGAGAGCCAACAGGACACCUCAGAAGAAAACGACAAGCCAGACAAAGAAGAUGAGAAAGACAGCGACAGCUCAGACGAAAACGACAAGCCAGACAAAGAAGAUGAGAAAGACAGCGACAGCUCAGACGAAAAAGACAAGCCAGACAAAGAAGAUGAGAAAGACAGCGACAGCUCAGAUGAAAACGACAAGCCAGACAAAGAAGAUGAGAAAGACAGCGACAGCUCAAACGAAAACGACAAGCCAGACAAAGAAGAUGAGAAAGACAGCGACAGCUCAGAUGAAAACGACAAGCCAGACAAAGAAGAUGAGAAAGACAGCGACAGCUCAGACGAAAACGACAGCGACAGCUCAGACGAAAACGACAAGCCAGACAAAGAAGAUGAGAAAGACAGCGACAGCUCAGACGAAAACGACAAGCCAGACAAAGAAGAUGAGAAAGACAGCGACAGCUCAGAUGACAGCAAAGACAGCAGCGAAGCGGAUGUCCAGGUCUCGGAGGAGGAACCAAAGCAGCAGGAAAUGGACAUGAAGGAGAGAGGUGACGUGGGGGAAGAGCAGGCCAGCCCUGAAGACAACAUCAAGGAGGGAAGCCCUGUAGGGAGCCAAGACUUUGAGCCUCUACAGGAUUCGGAGGAGGAGGCGGAGAUGGAGUCAAAGGAGGAGGGGAAGCUGGAGGAGGCGGAGAAGGAGGAGGAGGAGCUGGAUGCGGAGAUGAACCUAGACACAACACAGUCCGACAGUAAGGAGGACAGUAAGGAUGACAGUAAGAAUGAGAUUAAGGAAGCGAGUGAGGAUAAGACUGAGGCUGAUGCAGACUCCAACAGUGAAGAGGACACUGAUAAUAGCAUGAUGAAGGAGCCCAAAGAUUCUGAUGAUGCUGACAAAGAUGACAAGGAUGCCUCUGACUCAGAGGAUGACAAAUCUGAAUCUGAUGCAGAGCCAGGCACAGAUUCACACAAAGAUGAGGAUGAGACCGACGAGGAUUCCCAUGAUGUGUCAGAGUCCAUGGCGAAAGAUGAUGAUAUGGAUGAUGAUGACAUGGAUGGGGCAGAAACAAUGGCUCCAGAUUCAGAAGCUGUUCCAGCUGACAUCCUGGACCAACCAGACCAACAAGAUUACAUGACACAGGGUGCCUCUCACGGCGCUGAUGCACCGGCAGCCCAGUCUUAGCCCUGUGGGUUGAGGCCACAUAACGCUGUGAAUGGAAUCAGACAGUUUGAUAGUCCCAUCAUGGUGAAUCCCACUUAAAACCAACAAGUCCUCCUGUAGUCAUGACAACAAACAGCGUAAACGAAACUUACGUUCCUUACGUUCCUUAACCCUCUCUUGCCACUCAAAAUGGUGAAGGUGUCUACGGGGAUACAAUUAAAUUAUUCUACUGUUUUGGUGUACAUUACAUUUUUACCCCACUUUUUGACUGCAUUGUUGUUUUUUUGGCAUCUCAAGGGUAAUUUAAUAUUUGAUCAUGGAGAAUAUAUAUUUUUUCAACUUUGUUUUUUGUUAAAGACAGUUUAUUUAAGUUGUGACAUCAUCAUUAUACAAGUUACACCCCUGUCUUAUCAACUAGCGUGUUGAUAAAAUGGUCAACAUGUUCCCUUACAAUGCCCUUGAAAAAAACAGAAGCCUGUUUUUUUAAGAUAGCAUUCAGUCAUUGUAGGUUUGCUAGGUUUCUGCAGGUUGUGGGUUACUACAGUUUUCCUCUUGCUUUCAUGUGAUGCAUUGCUGUCUCAGUCCUUGACAGAAAGCUCAAUUGGCACUUUUUCCUUAACCGAUAACGGCUGCUACAUUUGAAAAAUAACUCCUACUGGCUCAGUUCAACAUUCAUUUUAAAGUUAUGAGUAACAUAAGGUUCUUUAUAAAAAAAAAAAAAGAAGUGUACAUACAAUGUCUUUGAUUAAGUAUAAUCUACAUUGGUUGGACAAAUGGUAAAAUAACAAUUGCAUAGACAUAAUGAGAAUUUAAUUUCAUAAAUGUAUGCACACAGGGGGAAAAUCUAAUAAAUAUUGAGUUGUCAGAUCA